Corticium candelabrum is the source of this 1553-nucleotide messenger RNA. RefSeq names its product probable serine/threonine-protein kinase drkD. Gene Ontology annotation, cellular component: cytoplasm. Gene Ontology annotation, molecular function: ATP binding; protein kinase activity. Gene Ontology annotation, biological process: signal transduction; protein phosphorylation. The coding region runs from base 1 to 1410 and encodes 469 amino acids. The transcript has 2 exons. Lineage: Eukaryota; Metazoa; Porifera; Homoscleromorpha; Homosclerophorida; Plakinidae. The record is from RefSeq and is a predicted model, not a curated record.
AUGAACGUUCAAAUCGCUGUCAAUCUCAGUCCUCAAAUUACUUUCUUGCAAGGAUAUCUACUACGUUUCAAGGGAAAUGAUUUGUUGUAUACGAGGGUUGGUUGUCCUCGAGGAUUAUCGUCGAGCGACAUUUCUCGAUUUCCGUGCCACUUCUGCAAGGUCGGCUUCUACGCUGACAGAGUGGGGUCGACCAAGUGCAGUAAAUGUCCGAACGGAACGACGACGAAAGGUGAGCGUUCGUCAACGGUGACCGACUGCAACCUUUGCGUGUCGGAUUACUGUCUUCAUGGGAGAUGUCUGGUGGCGAGCAACAGUGUAACACAAGUUCCCGUAUGCACAUGUACUAUCGGUUUCACUGGUUCUCGUUGUCAUGACGCAACUUAUUAUUACAUUGGAACGGCAGUUAUUCUCGUUAUAGGUAUUGUUACUUUACUCGUUACUGUAUUAUGGCGCACUAGAAAAAGACGAAGGAAACGAGAAACGGCUUUCCGUCGUCAUAUACAAACAUUGAAUGAUGCGUGGCAGAUCAGUUGGCAAGAAAUAAGACUGCAGGACGAAAUAGGAGGAGGAGCAUCGGGAAGAGUGUGGAAAGCGCAAUAUCGUGAUAUGGACGUUGCUGUAAAAAUGCUGAUUGGAGACGAUGAUCCGCAAUCGUCGUUGGAAUUCGCUCAAGAAAUUAAAUUUAUGCAAACAAUGCGUCAUCCAAAUAUUGUACUUUUUAUCGGAGCGGGUACAACGAGUGCUCAAGCGCAACCGUUUCUCGUUCUCGAGUUUGCGCUUAGAGGUUCAUUACGUCACGUAUUAGGUGACGUCAGUAUUGAAAUAGAUGAAAAGCGUAAAAUAGCCUUUGCUCUAGACGGUUCGAAAGGAAUGGAAUUUCUUCAUAAAUUGGACCCACCGAGAAUUCAUCGAGAUGUGAAGAGUGACAACUUGUUAGUUAGUCGGAGUUGGAUUGUCAAAGUCGCUGAUUUUGGUCUUGGAAAGUCUCUUCGUUCUACACGCGAACACCAACACACAGACAGAUAUAUGCCGUUGAUUGACAAUAAUUCACAAAUAGAUUCAAUGUAUGGGAUGAGUGAACACUUGUCUAAAGAUGGUAUUGGGACAGUGAGAUGGAGGGCACCAGAGUUAUCACGACGAACAGCCUACGAUGGAUCCAUCGAUGUCUACAGUUUUGGAAUUGUUCUUUGGGAGAUUUGGUCACGUUGUUUUCCUUUCAAGCAAUAUCGGUUUGGGUACGAGGUCGAUGACGCCGUAGAAAGAGGCGAGCGCCCCGUCGUUCCAGACGAUUGCCCGGAUGAGUAUGCAACCAUUAUGCAAGCUUGCUGGGCAGAAAAUAUCCACGACCGACCGUCGUUCAGUGAAGUUGUCAGCUGUCUAGAGAACAUACAUCUGGACGAUGCAUGCUAGGGUAACUAAUCAAUCCGGUCCAUCCGGACUACAUGCUAAACUUACUCGUUGACGAAUAAAUAGCUUUGCUUUAUAUAAAGGUAGCAGAUAGCUACGUAGUAUGCUUUUCUUUUAUGUCUAUACUGUCUAACUCAGAAUGCCGU